ACGCGCACACCAGUGCUUGCCACCCAACACUUUCCCGCCAAACGUUGUGAUGUCAUUUUGAACAUCUGCAUUGUAUGUUCUGGGUCUCUUUACGUUGUGACGCUGAUGCGUAAGCCUUUGUGAUUUCACUGCUCAGCCUGAAGGAGCGCUAAUGAGUCAAUUUCGCACUGCUCGUGAAGGCUACAGUCAUGGAAUUACUCUGUCUUCAUAGUACAGCAGAAUAGACGCUUUUGACAGACACUGUCAAAGAAUAAGAAUACAUUGAUAAACUCAAUUUUUUUACAUGAUUCUAAGAAGCUGUUGUGUGGUGGUUGUGUGGCGUAGACACUGGUAGACACAGAAAAUGUUAUGUGGGUGGUAUACACGAUGUAGUGUAUGAUGUUAUAUUGUUUAUUGUAAAGUAAUAUAUUUGAAGAUAUUUACAAUAAUUUGUAAUUUUUGUAAUGAUGCGGGUUUGAAGAGGAAUUGCAGUAGUGGUGUCAUCUGAUUGAAUUCUGGAAACCUGAAACCUGUUGUGAGUGACUCUAGUCAAGUGAUGUGGAUGUGCAAUGGUGGUGUGUCAGUCACAGUCAAGUCUGGUUAAAGGUGUGGAAUCUUCACCCGAUAAUGGAGAAAAUGAUUAUGAUACAGACAGCAAUGAUGAGGUAGCACCAAAAACAUUCGCAAAUUUAGCAUCUGAAACCAACAGUGAUGCAGUUGCAAAAUUUGAAAAUAUUUCCGUUUGUAAUUCAAGUGAUGUGCAUUUUGGUAACAAAACUUUUUAUAAUGGCCCUGUUACUAUUAAGCAGUUUGUUUAUUCACCUGAAGAAAGUUCGGACUGUAUUGUGCUUUCCAAUGAUGAAAGACGCUCCAAUAUUGACCACAGAGUUAAAAAGCCUAGUGGUAUGCCUACCUCAGAGUCAGCUCAGGCAUACCCUUCCAGUAUGUUUGCACAAAUUGCUGAUGUGAAAUCUAAUGAUGUCCGUCACUUGCCCAACUCAUUUUCAUCUGAACAAAACUCGAAAUUUGGUGAAGGGUUUCUCCUGAAAUAUAUUUGUUGCUGUGGGCCACCUAUACGUUAUAUAGUUACGGCUGCUGCAGUAUUACUUUCUACUGUUCUUCUAGUUGCAUUGACUGUUUUGGUGCUGAAGUAUGAAAAUCGAAUAUCCAACAGCCCUGUUGUGCCUCCCGAAACAGUUAUGGGCCAAACUGGAGCUACUAAUUUCACCCUAAGUGGAAAACUUCGUAUAAUGCAGCGUAAGGAGUGGCUGGCUCAACCACUUGCUGCUCCUUUGCCUAUUCUUACUACACCAGUGCCAUAUGUUAUCAUUAGUCACACAGCUACUGAACAGUGUUUAAAAAUAGCGGAGUGCAUAUUACAAGUACGAACAGUGCAAACAUUCCACAUAGAAAGUAGAGGUUGGUGGGAUAUUGGAUACAACUUCUUAGUUGGAGGUGAUGGAUUUGCAUAUACUGGUCGUGGUUGGGACACAAUUGGAGCACAUGCUUAUGGUUAUAAUAAUGUAAGCAUAGGCAUAAGCUUCAUAGGAACAUUUAAUACUGUUUUGCCCCCUGCAAGACAGUUAACAGCAGCGAAGCAGUUGAUAGAACUCGGAGUUAAAUUAGGAAAAAUAUCUGAAAAUUACAAAUUAUUAGGCCACAAACAAGUGUCUGCGACUGAAAGUCCAGGUAAUGUACUGUAUCAGGAACUUCAGAAAUGGCCUCACUGGUCUGAACAUCCAUAACUAUUAAUUACAAUUUCAUUGAGAAUUACAAAGAUUAUGAGUAUGCAGAUUUUUUGAGGUGAAAUCUCUUAUACUAUAAAUGUUAUAAAUGUUUGAAGAUUGAGUGGAAAUAUUAUUGGAAUUACUGAUUAUGAAUUGUUCCAGCGUGUUUGGAAUAAUACAUUUUUACAUGAUAACCCGGCCUGUUUCUUUAGGCUAGAUCCUAGAUUAAUGUUGAUGUUGAUUCCAAGUGAUUUUAUUUUCUCAGAGCCUUUUGUUUCAGACUUUUGACUCGCUUACAAACUUAUAGGUAAUUAAAACUAUUAUAAUUUGUGAAAGAGUUUAUUAACCAUCAUCUUUUAUUUUCAUUAAAUAGCAUCUGAAAUACUCUUAUAAUAUCAUAGUUUAUAUUAUAGGCAGUGAAAUGAAAUUGGUUUAUUUCUAAUAUCAUAGACUCCUAUCUCCAUAAGCAGAAGAACACAAUUUGUCAAUAAGUGCCUUUUAAAGAAAGUAUUUCGUCCUGUUUUUGACAGUUUGUCUUUAUGAGCUAUUGAAAUAGCAAUAUAAUGUAUUAAAAGGAAUUGGCCAUAGAAGUUGUAAUUAGUCACAUUCCCAUUUUGGAGUCAUUGACAUUUAUCUAGAUACAUUAGAGAGACAAGGAAAGGAUUGUGACAAGGAAACUGAUUUUCAUCAUUCAAAAUAGCUAGGAAAAAUGUUUUGCACAACACAGUCUAUGUGAAUAUACAUAGUUUUGAAAAAAAAAUAGAAAAUACUAUUGUUUUUCUGCCACAAGGAAGAUUAAAUGAAAGCCUUUUUAUUGUCAUUGGAUUUAUGACAGUAAUAUCUUUUUAUUUUUUUAUUUUUUUUUCUAUUCAUCCUCUCGCCAUAUUGUAUGGAAGACAGAUGUCCCCAAAAAUAAGGAAGAAUGAUCUUCAUUAUCUGCACAAUUUUAUGAGAUUAGAACUGCCAGUGUGCUAGCCUGCUGAUUCAAGAUCACGGCUUUUGAAAUUGGUGUACCAAAGAAUGAUAUUGUUUUAUCUAUUUAAGAAGUUCAGUUCAUAAAGAAGUGGUUUAAUGAGUUUCAAACCAAACGGCAGUUGGUAUGUUGUGCAGAACCAGCUGAUUUUCAUCAUUCGAAAUAGCUAGGAAAAAUAUGUUUUGCACAAAAAUAAUUCACCUGAAAAGAGCAGCCAUAUCAAUAACUUUUUUAAACUGUAUUUAACACGCGUUGUACAUUUUUCAAUUUUGUAAGUCUCUAUUAUUGCCUGAAGAGUAUACCAUAGCAGGCUGAUGAAUGCAAGUCUUAUUUCCCUGUUAAUUUUACAAAUUGCUUAAUUGUGCCUUAAUAUCAUUCCUGAAAUAUGUACAUUGGUCUUUGGAAUUCAUUAAGAAUCUUUUAGAGGUUCCACUUCUAACACCUGAAUGCUCAUGCAUCUCAUUUAUGAAAAGGAUGACCAUUUUUAUGGGAGUAAAUGAAUAUCUCCUGAAUGGUUCAACCCAGAACUCUUCAAUUUGUAUCCAGAAAUCAUAAGAGGGUCAACCAGGUACAAUAAAUUAACAAGUGUGUGUUGUUUUUGGAUAUGACCUUUUUAAUUAAUUUUUGUCCACUGGAAUAGAAAAUUUUUCAUCAAACAGCCCAUGCAGAAACUGAACCAGGGAGAUACCAUUGGUUUCUUCUGACUCCUACCACUCUUGACUGAUUCAUGAGUUCACAUGAAACUGAGACAUUGUUAAUGUAUAUUCUAAUUGUAUAAAAUAUUAUUAAAACAAUUCUUAUGAACUUGUGCUAAUAAGAGAUUUUUAUGUAAAAUAUGUAUAUUAAAGUUGUUUUCAUAGAU
Gryllus bimaculatus (two-spotted cricket) is the source of this 3541-nucleotide messenger RNA. Lineage: Eukaryota; Metazoa; Arthropoda; Insecta; Orthoptera; Gryllidae. The record is from the annotation of a GenBank genome assembly.